Messenger RNA from Mugil cephalus (flathead mullet), 3478 nucleotides. RefSeq names its product cold shock domain containing C2, RNA binding a (gene csdc2a). The record is from RefSeq and is a predicted model, not a curated record. Bases 283 to 756 code for a protein of 157 amino acids. Gene Ontology annotation, cellular component: cytoplasm. Gene Ontology annotation, molecular function: mRNA 3'-UTR binding. Gene Ontology annotation, biological process: regulation of mRNA stability. Lineage: Eukaryota; Metazoa; Chordata; Actinopteri; Mugiliformes; Mugilidae. The transcript is spliced from 4 exons.
CGAGCUGCCUUCUUUUCAUUUGCUGCCUUCCCGUCCCGCCUGUGUGCGCCGCAUCCAUACCAACAUCCACUCACUUAUUCGCCACAUGCUCCCGCAGUUUUCGCCGGAUUUAAUUACAUAAUUGCCCCUGAAUCACCUCGGAGCCGUGUCACGUCUGACUGACAGCUGAUCGGCGCUUUCCCCGUUACUGUAGCUUCACUCUGAGACCCUCCUUGAACACGCCCGUGCCAUGCAGGUGUAGCCACCCAAAAGAAAACAAAAGAACACCUGCAACAAGUCGAGAUGUCAGACCCGGACCCCUCCUCACCAGCAGACCCUCCGCUGCCUUUGACUUCCCCGCGCACUCCCCUGCAGCUCUCCUUCCCCUUCCUGAGGGAGGGCAGUCGUAUCUGGGAGAGGGAGAGGAAACCUCCACAGCCCGGAGAGCUGCCCAGCCCGCUGCCUACCAAACGCACCCGCACAUACUCAGCGACAGUGCGAGCCAAAUCAGGUCCUGUAUUUAAAGGGGUGUGCAAAAACUUCUCCAGGUCUCAGGGUCACGGAUUCAUACGUCCUUCUCAUGGAGGAGAGGACAUCUUUGUCCACAUCUCCGACAUUGAGGGCGAGUAUGUGCCUAUGGAAGGAGACGAGGUCACAUACAAAGUGUGCCCUAUUCCUCCCAAGAACCAGAAGAUCCAGGCUGUCGAGGUGAUGAUCACCCACCUGAAUCCAGGCACCAAGCACGAGACCUGGUCGGGUCAGAUCAUCAGCUCCUAGAACGGCGCUUCAGACGGCGACGCUGCGAAGGCAAAGUGGGGGUUCUGAUUUCAUCUUAGGUUUUAUGUUUUUUGAGAGUGAGGAUCAGGGGCUUGCCGUACAACGACAUCAAGCCAGAGGGGGAAGAAACAGUUAAGUAUCGAGGCUAGGAUUGGAAAUCAGUCUUCGAAUGUAUAUGUUUGAAUGUUUUCAUUUGAAGGUCAUGGCUUCAUCGUUUUAGUUUGAAUGUUUUAGUUGAGGAGUAAAAGUUGGACUUGGGAAAGUUGGGGUGAUGUCUUUGAGGCCGAAAUGCAUUUUGAAGUAAAUUUGAAACUACUUAGCCAUAUUGACGCUCCAUUAGUGCACUGCAAGAGAGUUUCAAGGGACCAACUCAGUGGAGAUCUUAAUGUUUUUCAUUGUUCUAUCAGCGGAUCGCUGCCAAAAGAAAGAAUUUCAGAACAAUCUGAUGAAUCUGAAAGCAUGCUCUAGCCAUAUUGUAUCUGAGUUUACAAUGACAGACGAGACAGAAGAUUUUUUAAGGAUUUAUGAUUCUCUUGUUUACAGUAGGGUUUUCAAAGUUGUGUCAUUAAACGCUACCAAAGGAGAAAACAUAAGGCAGUAAGUAAUUUAAAUUGCUCUCAGUGCUUUUCGGCCUCAGCAGCUGUGAUAAGCUCCACACAUUAGGAAUUAUUUUCCUUCUUAAUAUUGUAGCACUACAGUAUUUUGUCUUCUUGGCAAGUGUAGAAAUCCAGUAUUAUUGUAGCCAGCUCCUAUGACGGUCUGUAAGUUUUGGUGGUAGAGAAAGUGGAAGGAAGUUCUGUUGGCCUGCCGCUAAAAAAGGCCAGAGGGUUUGGGGGCUAGAAGAGGAAGGAAGAAGUUCGGGGAGAGGGCAGAGGAUGGAGUGAAAAUCGAUUUAUUUACUUGAGUACAGGUGCAGCUAGAUAUGAAACGCUAUAAAGCACGUCAAAGGAGGAAGAUCGACAUUAAAGCCAGCAGUUCAAAAACUGUGGGUCGACCUAAAAGCGACAGUGUGGGACUGUUACACGUAAAUGAAAGUCAAACCCUUCUGAAAUAAGUUGCAUCGAUUAUGCUAAUCACCACCAGAGAAAUGGUCUUUGGUCCAUCUUUGGUGGCAGUUUUGUGGUGCGAAAAACUGCAGUUUCUUGAUUGACCACUUGAGGCUGGCUCCAUAAGUGAGCCCAUACAGUGAGCUCCAUGUUAAAAUCCCAAUAUUACAGCACAAAUAAAUAUAUGUACAAAAAAUCAGUCAACAUAUGGGUGACGUCACACAGGGUUAGUCCACCUUCAUAUAAAAUCAGUGACGUCAACCAGCAGUGAUGGUGUGCUAGAGCUAAAGAGGGGAGCUAGCGACAAAGAAAAGAUAAUGCUGCUGCAGUAAAAGAAUAAACAGUGUUCAGACAAAAUAAAUCUAAACAAGAAAGUAUCAGACACUGAGAAGGAAAAAUAUGUCUCAACACUGGGAGGCUUUCACUGUUCGAGAGCGUGUGGGGAGCGACUGUGGGGAUAAGUUUUGAUAGUUUGUGUAAUUACUCUCCCCACCACAAGGGGGAGAUCAAAGUCCUGCACUGCAGCUUUAAAGAGUUCGACUUUUUGGAAUCGUUCUUAUUUGCGCUAUUCGCGUUAGUUAGAUGAUACAACUGCUGUAACUCUCAUAUUUGUUUGGUAAAUAUGAAGCUACGGCCCGCAGCUAGUUAGCUUAGCAUAAAAGCUGCAAACACAAGAAAAUACUAGUCUGUCAUCAAAAUAAUCUAUAGAACAAACAGUUAUCUAUAGGCUAAGUUAACCAGAUGCUAGCUGUAGGUUCAUCUUUAGUAUGCAGACGUAAGAGUACACUUCAUAAAAUCAAGAAUCUUGUUUCUUCCGCUAAUACAGCGUCUGGCAUAUGUCUGUUUCUUAAAGGAAUUGAUUAAAAUAAAUUAAAAGGAAGUGCCAAGCUGAGAUGGAUGAACUGCUGAUGUUUAGGUAGAAGACACUCAGACGGUUUUAUAGGUCACGGCAAAAGACUGUGAAGAAUUAAAAAAAAAAAAAAAAAAACGCAGUAAAAGCUUCCAGAUGUAAGUUUUUGAAAACUAUUUAUUUAUUGACUUAUUUAUUUUCAUUUGUAACUAUGAGGACAUCAGGUGUUUGGGAAUUAAAAGCUGCAUUUAUAGGUAUUUGUGCAAAUCUAAGCCUGUCUUAAAAAAAAACAAAAAAACACCUCACUCUAAUGAUACUACCCUGUUUAAAUCCCUUUGCUACUGUCACAUCUUCUUCGUCAUUAUCGACAGGCGAAAAUAAAAAAAAAAACUUUUACUAAGUUUCUAAUUUAUACACACUAAUCCUCGAUUUCUAAUAACAAUGUGACGUUCAAAAUAACAAGCAGUCUUGUUGUUUUGGAAAUCGGCAUGUUGUGAACUCUUUGUCGUAAUUUUUUUCUGUAGAAUGUGAUAAUUCAGUCUCGUCAUGCAGUAACACAGCUGGAGCCUUCAGAGAGGUCGUCGUCGGGUCUCCUAUGCAUCUUUAGUUUCUCGAUAGGAGUGUGACUUAAUGCCAUCGCAGCACGCUGUUUGGUGUCUUUGCUGUGAGAGGAGCGCGUUUCGACUGUCUCCGCGAGCACUUUUAUUUCUGUCAAAUCACUGUGACACUUGUAUUUUGUCGUCGAGAGAAAGUUUGAAUAAACCUUACUACUGUAUUCACAGACCUGUGUGGCAACGUGUUUGCAUAAUAAAGCUCAAAGACUGUU